Molecule: messenger RNA, 1542 nt
Organism: Ziziphus jujuba (common jujube)
Lineage: Eukaryota; Viridiplantae; Streptophyta; Magnoliopsida; Rosales; Rhamnaceae
Product: elongation factor 1-alpha
Exons: 2
Coding region: 1-1542 (513 amino acids)
Biological process (GO): translation; translational elongation
Molecular function (GO): GTPase activity; translation elongation factor activity; GTP binding
Source: RefSeq, a predicted model, not a curated record
AUGACAGCAGGCAACAAGAAGGUUGACAUGAACACUGUGGUCAUGGGCCAAGUCGGAGCUGGGAAGUCAACCACAACUGCCUAUCUCAGCUCUAAACUUCGAGUUACUGACAUUGACAAGAAUGUCUCUAAAGAGUUAGACAAGACAAAAAAGAAACCAUUCAAGUAUGAUCGGAAGCUUAAGGAGCUCAUGGAUAAGCUCAAGGAUAAGCAUGAGCAUGGUACCUCAAUUGAUAAACUGUCAAAGUUUAAGACAACCAAGUUCCUCGUCAUAGUCACUGAGGUUCGUGGUGGUGGUGGUCACGACUAUAUUGAGAGCAUGAUCACCGGCAUUUCUCAGGCUGACUGUGCCAUUCUAAUUGUUGAUUCCACCGCUGGUGGUUCCACUUCUGCUCCUUACAAGUUAGAUGAACAGACUCGUGAGCAUGCAUUACUUGCUUUCAACCUUGGUAUCAAACAGAUGAUCUGUUGCUGCAACAAGAUGGAUGCCACCACUCCCGAGUACUCGGAGGACAGGUAUAAUGAAAUUAAGGAAUCAGUCUCUUCCUACAUGAAGGAGGUUGGCUACAAUCCUGACAACAUCCCUUUCAUUCCUAUCUCUAGUUCAAAGGGUGACAACCUCAUUAACAGGUCUACCAACCUCCACUGGUACAAAGAUCCAACUCUUAUUGAAGCACUUAACCAAAUUCGGGAACCAAACCAACACUCUAACAAGCCUCUCAGGUUUUCAUUUAAGGGUCAUGUCAAGGUUGGCAUGAAUGGUACUCUUGGAGUUGGUCGAAUUGAGACGGGAAUCCUCAAGCCUGGUACGAAGGUUACGAUUGGACCAAUUGGAGUCACUACAAAAGUUAAGUCUGUUGGAAUAAACUAUGAAUCAGUUCAGAGGGCCUUGCCUGGAGACAUUGUUGGUAUCCACUUGAACAAAAAGAUUGAUGUUAAAUGCGGAUAUGUUGCUUCCAACUCUGAGGAUGAUCCUGUAAAAGAAGCUAUUAGCUUUACAUCCCAGCUCUUUAUACUGAAAUGCCCUGGAGGAUGUUUGAAUAUUCCUGAGGGAUACAUAGCAACGCUUCAUUGCCAUACCUUUGAAGGUGAUGUCAAGUUUGACAAGAUCAUGGGCAAGUCCAACUUGAUGUCCAGUGAUAAUAAUGAUCAAGAGCUUACUCAUAAUGUGGAUCUCCAAUGUUUGGUAAAGGGUGAUGUUGCUAUUGUGAAGAUGGUUCCGGUGGAAACCAUGGUUGUGGAGGGCUUUGUGAAGUAUCCGCCAUUGGGACGCUUUACUAUUACUGAUCACAUGAAACGAAUUGUUGGUGUUGGGGUCAUUACGGGUGUGGAGAGGAAGAAAUAUAGAGAUGGAGAUAAUAAGAAGUCUGUUUUCAUCAAAGGAUUGAAGUGGUUAGCGAAUACACUGGGUCAUGUACUUUUGGAAAUAUUGAUCGGCUGUGCUGUAGAUCAAGUUUUCGAUUGUUUAGAGCGAAGCUCUAAGACUGAAGAAGAUGCCAACCAGGACACCAACAAGGACAAUGAAGGGCAGAACUCUAGCUAA